Molecule: messenger RNA, 3099 nt
Organism: Letharia lupina
Lineage: Eukaryota; Fungi; Ascomycota; Lecanoromycetes; Lecanorales; Parmeliaceae
Exons: 2
Coding region: 1-3099 (1032 amino acids)
Source: RefSeq, a predicted model, not a curated record
AUGUCUCUCGCACAGCAUAUCUGGGACGCUGUCCUCGAUUUGGUGGAAACUAUUGGCGCGUUGGAGGACCACGACAUCCUUGAAGUCGUGAAGACGGAACCCGAUUCCACCUAUUCGCUUCCUUCCGUCGACCUACAUGCCACAUCUGCGCAAGCUUGUUCAACGGAUAAAGAAAACACCGGGAUAGUGGCAUGGAUCGAGCCCCAGCAUUCUGGUGCCGUCCAAGAUUUUGCAGGCAAGGACGUCAGUGUUGAAGAGGUCACCAGUGGCGCGGAGUCUGGCCUAGAAUCGACCAAUGACACCGAUCUCAGAGACCAGAAUGAUGAGCACCAACAGGAGAACUCGGGUCCACACAUCGGAACAGAAAUCGCGAACCUCAUAACACACCGCAUUGACCCAGAACUCAUCGGACAGAAUUGGACUUUACGACAGGACAACGUGCAACAUCUGAAAUGGCAAGACAAAGCUUCAAUGACCAUAAAGAAGAUGACAGAGGAGGCAGAGGCGCGAAAGCACGAGGUGAGAGAUGCGAAGAAGGCGGCUGUCCGAGCAAGAGCCGCGAUGCAACGACAGAUCGAUGACCUCGAGCGUCAAGUUCAAGAAUCAGAGCGAGACAAAGACACUAUGCUUAUGGAGAAUGCUCGCGCUACCGAUGCACACGAGAGCAGCCUGCGAGAAAGCAAAUAUGAGUUGGAGGCUCAGAAGGAGGCAGCUGCGCACGCGGCAGCCGCGGCGGAGCGCCAGAUUACAGGAAUAUGGACCAAGCAUAACACAGACAUGGCCGUAGCCGAAGCGAAGAUCAAAGAGCUACGGGCUGCGCAAACCUUCACGUUCGACUGCAAUCGGGAAGCCAAUGCGCUCCGUGAGGAGCUCUCCGAAGCGAAGAAAGAAAGGGUGGAGGAAUUAGCAGCCAAAGACGAGGAAAUCAAAACCCUGCAAACCUGCAUCUACGACCGUGAUUCCGAGAUCCGUCGUCUAGGUGCCGAAGCUGAAGAUGAUUGUAAGGCCAAGAGGGAAGCCAUCAAGGAGAAAGAUGGCGUUGAGCGCGCGAAGCUGGCGGCCGAUCGUGAAAUCAAGAAGCUCAAAGUGGAGAAUGAAGCUUUGGAGUCGAAGCGGGGAAAGGCGGAUUCAAAGGCAUUGGAAGCUGGAGGUCGUGCCAAAGGGCUCCAGGACCAGCUCGUGGUUACCGAGAAGAGGGCAGCAUAUUGGGAGUCGUUGUGCACCAAGAAAGAAGAGGAUGCCAAAGACAAAGUCCUGAGCGCAUACAACGUGGAUCAGCAACCCACGUUCAUACCGUCUGGAGAGGAGGGAGUGUCGGUGCUUGUCGAACAACUACGCAAGGAGAACGGUGAACUCCGGGAGAAGAUAGUUUGUUUGACGGAUGAUAUUCAAGAGUGGGCUCGAGCUUGGGAAGCGGCGGUUCAGGGUCAGAAGAUGUGGGAGCAGGACAUUCGGCGCCGAUGUGAUGAGGAGAAGCAAGAAGCGCUUGAUAAGGAGCGUGCGAAGUGUCGCGUGACCGAUGGGCGAGAUGCUAGGGAGCAGGAUAUUCGCCGAGAGUGUGAGGAGGAGAAGCAGAAAGCGCUCGCUGCGGAGCGGGAAAUUGGCCGGGUUCAGUCGGAGUCUCGGACAUGCUCGCUAAGGGGGCAGUUUGCGGUGAAGCUCAAGUCGCACUCCAAUCGAGAACUGCAGAGGCUCCGUCGUCGGACUGGAGUGGAGCACAAGAAGCAAAUGAAGGUCAGAAAAUGUCAAGUGAGGUGGGUUUUUAAUCGAGCUGUGUCGCGCGCUGUCGAGGUGGAGCGGUCGUUGCUCCAGACCCAGUCCCGGACCCAAUUCGAAACGGAGAUAGCGAGUUACAAGACCCAAUUCGAAUCCGAGCAUGCGAUUUCCCAGACUCAAUCAGGAGCUCAGAAUGACACAGGUCCAUUGAACCAGGUCCUUCUGCACGAGGAGGUCAAAAAGCGAGAUGGGUACAUCGAAUUGCACAAGGCGAGAUUGAAAGAAGCGUUUGACGCUAAACGGGAGUCGGAAAGCACUCUCAAAACCGUCAGAGCAGAGAACGAGCGGUUGAGCCGAGACGUCGUAGCCUACGAGAAUCAGAAAGCACUGGCCAGGCAGACCAAGAGCGGGGCGCAGAUCACUCUCAUGGCGCAGGAACUGGCUCGAGCUUUAAAACUCUUCAACGAAAUAGCCACAUUGGGCCUUGACGAAAAGCAUCGCAAUCUCCUGAAUGAACUCGUCCUUGCGAAUAAAGCGGUGCGAGAUAUCAGAUCUACGAUCGAGGAAGGCGCCGUGGUCGACUAUGAGGAUUUCCAGGGUAGGCUGGAUCGAGUUGUCGCGAGCUCCGAUGCGUUCGACUAUUUGGAUCCGAGAGAGCGACCAGCGCUGCAUGCACAAUUGGUUGAAUGCUAUGCGGUUAUUGGUGGUCUGACCAAAAUCCUCGCGGGCGAGCGCGGAGAUGUCAUGAAAGAGGAUAUUCUUGAGAGGAUAUACAGAAACAGUGAUAAGGGAAAGGGAAAGCAAGGCGCCGUCACUGGGUCAGGGCCGGCUUCAGGGCCAUCAUUUGGUGCAAAUGGCGGACUAAGUGCGGCCCCAUUACUCCAACUCAACGGAAACAGUACUUUCCCAUGCGAUCUGAAUGAUAAUCCUCAGACCCCCUUCAGCAACACUUCCACAUCUAACAGCACACAAAAACCCACCGAACGUCCUUUCACAACCACACCGAAGCCUACGGCGCCAGGGUCUCAGAACGAGCCUGAAUAUAUGGACGCUGCGACCGCGCAUGCUCUCCAAGGGACGGAUGCAUCGAUUCAGGAUGCCGCGAUCGUACAGAAUCAACUACACCGCCAAGACGGCACCGAGAUGGAUCUGUCUCCGCUGUCGGGACCACUCUCGCUGCAAGAGCGGGUGCAAGGCCCCGAGCAGCCGGCUGGAUGGACAGAUGUCAUGACGGGUUGGGUGCGGUAUCUGCUGCAACAGGGUACGGAAUUGAGCGCCGUCGAAUCGGGUAUGCGAUCGUUCUUUCCAAGCAUCAAUGAUAUGGUGGGGGUGAAGCAGCACCUGGAAAACAUCAAGACGGAGUGGGAAGGUCGAGAGGUUUAG